This is a messenger RNA of Vigna radiata var. radiata (mung bean), 2004 nucleotides long. RefSeq names its product protein LATERAL ROOT PRIMORDIUM 1. The annotation marks the transcript as partial. Gene Ontology annotation, biological process: positive regulation of DNA-templated transcription. Gene Ontology annotation, cellular component: nucleus. The record is from RefSeq and is a predicted model, not a curated record. The transcript is spliced from 2 exons. NCBI's taxonomy places the organism in Eukaryota, Viridiplantae, Streptophyta, Magnoliopsida, Fabales, Fabaceae. Gene Ontology annotation, molecular function: DNA binding; DNA-binding transcription factor activity.
AUACUGCUAGGAUUUUAUUCUGAUCUACCUGAUUCUAACAGAAUUCUAAAAUACACAGCUUCAGUUGUGGCUACUACAAGGAGGUUCCCUUCGGAUUCCGGUGCCUUUGUCGACUGGUCAGCGACGCCUUCCGCCGUCUCGGGCCGCGGCGACGACCUCUCUCUCGGCUUCAAUGCAACCUCCGCCGCCGCGCAGGGCGGCGCAUCCAUGUGGCCCGGGGCAUCGAGGUCAUUCAACCACAACCUUUCACCCCACCACGACAUCUUCGUGGUGGCUCCCGCGUCGUCGUUCCAUCACCACCACCACAGCGACGCUGUUUUGUCCGAUCCAAACAACAACAGUUCCAACGCAACUGCACUCGGCGUCAACGUCUUCCCUCUCCUCACCGCCACGCCAUGCCUCACUCCCGAGAGCGAGGGCAUAAUGGGAAACAUCAAUAACCACCGCAACAGAAUUCAACUAUGGCAACCGCAGGAAUCACCUCAGCACCAACACGCCGACGGCGUCUUGGCGGGUAACCACCGUAGCAGAAUUCAGUUAUGGCAAGAGCACGACGAGUCCCCCCCGCCGCAGCAGCAGCAACAACAACAUCCGAACGCGCACGUGCACGAGCGGGAGGGGAGUGGGAGCGGCGCGAGCACGUGCCAGGACUGUGGAAACCAGGCGAAAAAGGAUUGCAGUCACAGGAGGUGCAGGACGUGCUGCAAGAGUAGGGGUUUCGAUUGCGCCACGCACGUGAAGAGCACGUGGGUGCCCGCCGCGCGGCGGAGGGAGCGCCAGCUCAUGGCGGCGACGGCAGCGGUUGGGUCCAGUGGGUCCACUUCCGCCACCAAGAAACCUAAGCUCGUGCCUUCCCAGACCACAACCACUUCGCACACUUCCACGUCUAAUAACACCACCACUCCUCCUAGGAGUUUCGACACUGGUUCGAGCCACCAAGAUGUGAGUUUCAAGGAGUCACUACCUUGCCAAGUGCGUGCACCAGCAGAGUUCAAGUGUGUUCGUGUCACUGCAGUGGAUGAUGGAGAUGAUGAGUAUGCAUAUCAAGCUGUGGUGAAAAUAGGUGGCCAUGUGUUCAAAGGGUUUCUCUAUGAUCAAGGGGUUGAAGAUAAAAGUGAGUAUCCUAAUCUAUCUGAAUUGCAUCUGGGUGGUGGUGGAAGUGAUGGUGGGGGUAGAAAUGGGGUUUCUUCUUCAUCUCCAAUGGUGGAUCCUUCUUAUGUCUAUGCAGCUUCCCCUGGAGUGUUACUGGGAGGUUCAUCAAACUAUGGUAAUGCAAUAAAUUAAAGAAACAAACUUAGGUUCUGUAGUAUAAAUGUUUUUAGCGUUAUUUUUAAUCAGAAUUGAAGUUUUAUUUCAAUUUUAUUGUGUCAUGAAAUAUUAUCUGAAUGUCUUGGUAUGUUGUCGAAAUAAAACUUUAAUUCUGACGAUGAAACAAUGCUAGUAACACUUAUGGUAGGAUCUAAGUUUUGUUUUAAUUAAAUUAAAUAUUUUUUCCCAGUGCAACAUAGAGGAGCUAGGAAAGUCUAACUUUUAUUUUUCCAUAGUAAGUUAAUUCUCUUAUUUUACCAAUAUUGGGGUAUAACUAAUUAAUAUUAGUAUUCUCUUAAGUUUGUAUUUUAUAACAUAUAUCACUCUGCAUUUUUCAACUCCUCGGUUUUUGUUCCAUUAAGUGCAAUUUUCUCUCAUGGUUGACUCAUUGCAUGAGCAGAUCAGUGGAUUACAGAGGAGCCACAUCAUGUCAAGAGAAUAGUUUAUGUACUAAAUUAACUCAGAAUUGAAAACCAAAUCUAAAAGGAAUCUUGUUUUACCAAAUUCACUGUUCAAAUUCAAAACCUGAUUUAAUUACAACUAUUACUACUAUUAUGAGGUUGCAAUAAAUCUUUUAACCAAUUUCCAUGUCAUAGCUUGAAAUAAGAUGACACUGACAAAAGUAAUGAAUGUAUAUGUGUAAAUUCAAAUGAUAUUACACUACUGCCGUAUUGCAAUUUGCUUCUGCCCUAUAUU